CGCCUCCGGAAGCCGACGGGCCGGCAGGAAGUGACGACGCCGGGACGUCCGGGUCCGCUCGGCCACCGGCUCCCGCGCGGCCGCUGACCGCGGGAAGACACGGAGCGCGCCGCGCGGCCGCGAGAGCCCUGGCCGCCAGCAGCGAACAAACCUUCAGUGUUUCGGAAGGUGGAGAGAAAGAAAAUCCCGUUUAUUUAUGCAGUGCGUUUUGUUGUGAAGAACUCUAGGAAUUGUGUAAGUCCAAUACAAGGGAGGAACUUGCUGUUUAAGGAAAAAUUCAAUUAACUUCUCAAACACAGCCCCAUGGCUGGAGCUUAUGGAGUGAUGGGUGAUGAUGGUUCUAUUGAUUACACUGUUCACGAAGCCUGGAAUGAAGCCACCAAUGUCUACUUGAUAGUGAUCCUUGUAAGCUUCGGUCUCUUCAUGUAUGCCAAGAGGAAUAAAAGGAAAAUUAUGAGGAUAUUCAGCGUGCCACCUACGGAAGAAACUUUGUCAGAGCCCAACUUUUAUGACACAAUAAGCAAAAUUCGUUUAAGACAACAAUUGGAAAUGUAUUCCAUUUCAAGGAAGUAUGACUAUCAGCAGCCACAAAACCAAGCUGACAGUGUGCAACUCUCAUUGGAAUGAAACCUCAGAAAAUGAGCAACAUAAGUAACUAUUCUAAAACAGCUCAGUAGCAAGUUCCUAAUUUUUUCCACCAAAUCGUGACUAGCAUUUUAAAAAAACCUUCUGUCUGCAUAAAAUUAAUUUACUUGUAACUUUUCCCCAGUCUUUUUGUGUGUUAUGUUUUGCUUUUUUUAAAUUGCAUCUCCAAGUCAUCUGUUACACAAAUGUAAAUGGCUCUGAAGGCCUGAACAGAGAGAGUCAGGCACAUACCCAGGAAGAUACGAUGUAACCAGAGAUGGUCAAUUGGCCUUGUGAAGACCUUUGAUUUCUUCAGGAUACAAUCAGUCAGAAAUAAAAACACAUCUUUGGAAGCUAGAAUCCUGGAGCUACACCACUUUGAUUAGAACAUUUUUGCAAAAUUAUAAAUAAUAAAAAUCCAGCCAUUGGAAUAACUUCUAAUAACUUAGAUUAUAUUCUGUGAUAGAUGUUAUAUAGUAACAGAUUAAUUUGUGUUAUUACUGUUAAGGACUCUAAUUGAAUUAAUGAUUGAGUCUUCAGAAUUUGUUUGGUAGACUGUCUGACUUUCUACAUCAUGAAGUAUACCCGUCUGCUAAUUUUAGAAGCUUUCUGUAACUGGAUUUUUCCCCCUUAAUUGUGUUCCCCAGAAUUUGUUUGCUUUUUUUUAAAUCCCCCAGUUUCAUUUCUACCGUAUGGGUCUUCUUUAGGCCACACUGGGGCCAUGCUGUUGAAUAAAGGGACACCUCUGUAUUGGUGCUG
This is a messenger RNA of Cynocephalus volans (Philippine flying lemur), 1383 nucleotides long. RefSeq names its product small integral membrane protein 19 (gene SMIM19). Lineage: Eukaryota; Metazoa; Chordata; Mammalia; Dermoptera; Cynocephalidae. The transcript has 6 exons. Bases 304 to 627 code for a protein of 107 amino acids. The record is from RefSeq and is a predicted model, not a curated record.